AUGGGUUCCUCUAGGAAUGAUGAUACGGAGAUGAGAGAGAUAUUCCAGCAAGUAGAUUGGCUUUCAAAUGAUUCUCGACUCACGCGCGAUGAACAAAAGACGAUACAGUCUCGUCUGUCGAUGGAACAGCUGCACUCCUCAUCGUCACGCAGUUCACGAAGGGUGCCGGAAAAUGUCGUCAUAGCUAACGAGCCGUCUAAUGCUCCAGUGCUCGAUUCAAUAUCCACGGAGGAUCAAGAUCGCACCGUUAACCGUAAACUUCGCGGCCUCCACAUUUUUAUGAUCACUAUCAGCGGUAUUCUUGGUAUCGGACUGUAUGUGAGAAGUGGUCUAAUCCUCCGGUUAGGAGGGCCGGCGGCGGUGCUCAUUUCUUUCACGGUUUUGGGCUUGCUGGCUUGGUUAGUGAUGCAAUGCCUUGGAGAAAUUCUCACCAUAUGGCCAAUCUCCGGCGCCUUGAUAGAAUUCGUUGGGACCUUUGUUGAUGAAGAUCUGGGUACCACCGUUGGUGUCUUAUACUGGCUCUCCUACUCGAUUAAUUUCGCGGCCAUCAUUCUUGCUGCAGCCGGAGAGGUAAGCUUUUGGAAUCCGGGAAAGGCGAUUCAAGGGACUAUCAUGUUCUUUGUAGUUCCCUCCUUUCUUAUCAUCUUGAACAGUUUUGGAGUCCAGAUAUACGGCCUGACUGAGAUUAUCGGAGGUUCCCUGAAACUGAUCGGUGUCCUCGUAGUCAUCAUUGUUAUGAUUGUGAUCAACUUGGUUCUGGUAAUCAUAUUGGUACAAAGUACUACAAAAUAUGGUCCAAUGUUCCCUCAUGACCCCGCUGUUGCUAACAGCUGGGUGGCUGCCUUGUUUAUCUCAUUCUCCAUCGCAGCUUUUGCCUACGUUGGUGUGGAAAUCACUGCUGCAGCUGCAUUGGAAGCCCGCAUUGAUGACCAGUCUCGAAACACCGCACCUAGUUACGAACCCAGCGAGAGAUCGAAAAACGUGGCUAACCGGCGAGUAUCAGUACGGUUCUCAUCGACAUGGACAGCAUUCAUUGUGUGGAUCAUUUACUUCGUGGGGGGGCUAUUAUUGACCUUGAACUUAUCGUGGGAUGAUGAUCGAUUGCCUCAAGUGAGUGGCUCGACCACCCAGAGUAACUCAACCUCCAAUACAGACUCCGGGUUUGUUCUCAGUGCAUACUCGUCCAACAUUCCUGGUCUCGCCGACCUGGUAACUGUCAUUACGUUCAUUACAGCGCUGACGUCUGCGAAUACCAAUUUAUACGUUGCAUCACGGACACUCUUCGGGUUGACCCGCAAACUAGACGGAAGCCGCUGGAAAUGGCUUGCGUUUUUCGGGCGGACAAACAGUUACCAAGUACCUGUGCGAGCGAUGUUCCUGUCCUGUUUCUUUAUUUGGGUACCAUUCUUGUACCUGUCUCCAAGCAGUUCCACAACCAUCACUGAUCUUCUUGAUAUCCUGUCUCAAAUGGGCUCUGUCUGUUGUAUAAUAGUCUGGUCCUGUGAAUGUGGGGCAUAUAUCCGUUUCUACAACUGCAUGUACUUACAUAGAAACGAGUUACAGGAGAAACCCCAGUACCGCCACGUAUGCCGAUUCCGCCGUGACGAGCUCGAUGCUUACCCCUGGCGUUCGCACGGCCAGCCUCUCACGAUGUAUGUGGCUCUGGCUGGAUGUCUUUUUGUUCUCUUCGUCGCCGAUGGUGCGGCCCUCUGGGCAGGGUUCCAUUAUACUUCUUUUAUUUCAGGGUACCUUGCACUGUUGGUAUUUCUCGCGCUGUGGCUAUUCAUCAAAAUCUACCGUUCCGGAGGCUGGCAAUUCGUUUCCUGGAAACUCGAAGAUCUAUCAAACUUUAACAUGGUCAUGCAGAAGAUCGAUCGAUUAGACGAGAUCAGGCAUCGUGCUACAACGAAGGAGGUUGAUCAGCGUAAACCAGCAUGGCGUAAUCUAUGGGGUAUACUGUGA
This is a messenger RNA of Talaromyces proteolyticus, 1962 nucleotides long. RefSeq names its product amino acid permease-domain-containing protein. Gene Ontology annotation, biological process: transmembrane transport; amino acid transport. The record is from RefSeq and is a predicted model, not a curated record. The coding region runs from base 1 to 1962 and encodes 653 amino acids. Gene Ontology annotation, cellular component: membrane. NCBI's taxonomy places the organism in Eukaryota, Fungi, Ascomycota, Eurotiomycetes, Eurotiales, Trichocomaceae. The transcript is spliced from 11 exons.